Messenger RNA from Alligator sinensis (Chinese alligator), 1013 nucleotides. It is a transcript of the gene TMEM70, whose product is annotated as transmembrane protein 70. Gene Ontology annotation, cellular component: mitochondrial membrane. The record is from RefSeq and is a predicted model, not a curated record. Gene Ontology annotation, biological process: mitochondrial proton-transporting ATP synthase complex assembly. NCBI's taxonomy places the organism in Eukaryota, Metazoa, Chordata, Crocodylia, Alligatoridae. The transcript is spliced from 3 exons. The annotation marks the transcript as partial.
CACUCGCACCACAGCCACAAGGUGAUACUUUCUCCUGCAGUGGCUGUUCGUGGCCAUAGCACAUUUCCGCACAAAGAGUCUGGAGAUGGGAGACUUGUUUAUACUGGGAAUUUGGCAAAGGUUGUUUUAGGUGUGAAGUUUUUCUCUUACAGUACCAGUAUGCUUAACCUUUGCAUGAUGCCCUACAUCUUCAGAAAUGGCAUUGGAGUUGAAAGUUUGUCUUUACAAAUUGCCUUUUAUGGACUUAUUGGAUUCUUUACAUUUAUAAUGCCAGUUUCCUUGCAUCUGCUUACAAAGGGCUAUGUGGCUCGACUGUAUUAUAAGGCUGAGACAGACACAUACACAGCCAUUACAUAUAAUUUUAUUUUAGCAGAAAAAAAAACUGUGUUCCAGCAGAAGGAUGUAAAGAUACCUGGUAUUAGCAAGAUGUUUACAACAUUUUAUGUAAAAACUAAAUCAAUGCUUGUUAAUCCAGAGCUUUUCCCAUAUUUACAGGAUUACAACCAUCUCAUGGGCUAUGAUAAGCCUUUUCAUUUUGAUUUGGAGAAGUAACAAGCAUCUAGUGAAAGCAAGAAAUUGUGACGAUUAUGAAUGUUAUUUGUUGUCCAGUGCUUCAGACAUAAAGUAAUGCAAAAUUCUGUAGUUUUCAUAAGUGAAAGAUAAUUCAGUUCUUUUAAUAUAUUUGAGACUAGAAAAAAGUUAGGUUUUAUAUAAUUGUAAGCAGUAUAAUAGUGUUUCCUGAGUUAAUGCACCAAAUGCAGUUAAAAUGUAAAUAAAUGUUUACCCAUCUGACAUGGCUAAUUGUUCACUGCUUGAUUUCUGUUAUUUAAAUCGUGGAGAGGAAAAAUGCAUUUGAUGUUCAUUUUCUUCUGCAAGCUCACCAACACAUUAUUUUAAAGGAUGCAUUCCUAGAAAACCAUCCACGUUCACUGAGCAUCAAGUUCAUGAGUAAGAAAAUUUUGAAGCAUAAAAAGGGUUUUGUUAUUAUAAAUUAAAGGUCUGUUUUUGCUGUC